Messenger RNA from Daldinia loculata, 771 nucleotides. RefSeq lists its product as uncharacterized. Lineage: Eukaryota; Fungi; Ascomycota; Sordariomycetes; Xylariales; Hypoxylaceae. The coding region runs from base 417 to 653 and encodes 78 amino acids. The transcript has 3 exons. The record is from RefSeq and is a predicted model, not a curated record.
UGUAGUACGAUACAACUUGAAUAGUCGCCGAGGAGGGUUUUAUUCACACAUCUUGCAUGAAGUACGCAGAAACAAGUGCCCAGAUUGGAAAUUAUAGCAGUAGAUCAAGACCAUCCACGUCUUCAUAUCAGUCAAGCCGCAUGACUACUAAUAGUGAAUAUCUCUAUCAUAUGCCUAGUUCUGACCAUAAAAGGAUGCUUUCCCAGUAAGAGUAAUAGUAGUGUGUGGACUUUGAAGAUAUCGAGAGAAACAGCAUUCGAACUAUCACAAUUAAAUACCACCAAUAUCUACUAUCCAUACACCUCUAUAUACUGCAGCUCGGAAUGCUGAACAAGACCCCGUAGUCAUAAUGCAAUUCACUACUAUUUUUGUGGUCUUUGCCGUCGCCGUCAUGACCGCCCCAGCUCCCAACUCCGAUGCCAACCCACUUAUUAAGGAAGCUGUCGAUAUUUCUAAUGACAUCAUUGAGCCCAAGGCUUGCUGCCUCUAAGGGGGCGAUGUUGGAUUCGAUCGGAGGUGGGGAUAGGCGGAACAGCUCCUUUGGCAGUAGUCAUUCGUUUAGAAAUGGUAAUGCCUACCUACCUAGGUAUCCAAUGUACCUAGAUACAUGUAACCUCCAAUUGAGGCCAAGACAACUUCAAGUAUGGAUGUAAACUAAAAUAGAAACAAUCUCCGAUCUAGCUACCUCGCACAGAUAAAUUCUUUUUUAAGUGGCUGACGAAAGUAGGCUGUUGGUAACCAGCUAGGUAGCUGUUGCUACGAGAUAGAUUA